Messenger RNA from Penicillium soppii, 1506 nucleotides. RefSeq names its product putative tRNA methyltransferase (gene trm82). Bases 1 to 1506 code for a protein of 501 amino acids. Lineage: Eukaryota; Fungi; Ascomycota; Eurotiomycetes; Eurotiales; Aspergillaceae. The record is from RefSeq and is a predicted model, not a curated record. The transcript has 3 exons. Gene Ontology annotation, biological process: RNA (guanine-N7)-methylation. Gene Ontology annotation, molecular function: tRNA (guanine(46)-N7)-methyltransferase activity; protein binding. Gene Ontology annotation, cellular component: cytosol; tRNA methyltransferase complex; nucleus.
AUGGCUUCUCUCCAGCAUCCGUUCCAGUGUCUGCGCUAUGUCAACAGGCAACCGGUAGGCCAAUCGGAUAUCCUUUUGGCCACUGCCGGUCAGAAUCUAUUCUCUUACGAUGCUUCUAGUGGACAACGUUUGGAUGUGUGGCCUCAAUCCGUAAAUGCGGCGAACACUGAAGAUGAAAGUUCUGGCGCAGCUCCCGCAUCUGAAGACCAAGCCCCACCAGAGAAGCGCAGGAAGCUUUCUUCGCCCGCCGAGGAUCAGAACAACGCGGAAAUUGAGUCCAAGUCUGGACCCGAAGUCAAGUCCAACGAUCUGAAGAAGGGCGAUUCCAAUGCUUGGACAAACAUUCCUCUUUUAACUGUGUCCCACGGCAAAUAUGUAGUCAUCAUGACUGCUGAGGACAAAUGUGUCCGAGUUCUGAGUCUAGCUGAAGAUGGGAAAUUCCAGCAAUUAAGUGCUCGCACAAUGCCCAAGAAGCUCGGUGCGCUCACUUUAACUCCCGACGAGAACACUCUCUUGUGCGGUGACAAGUUCGGAGAUGUCUACGCUUUCCCAGUCAUUCCCAGCGGGAACUACGUGAAGCCUCAGGUACAAGCAAAGCCAUAUGAGCCAUCUGCCACGAAUUUGACUGUGCACACGAAACGCAACCUGGAAUCGUUGGAGCAACAGAAGCGACAGGCUGCAUUGGCGAAAGCCAACCCUGAAGAACGAGUUGUGCUGAACUUCGAGCACCAACUCAUCAUCGGACAUGUUUCGCUGUUGACGGAUUUGAUCUCCGCUACCCGGCCUGCAGACUCCACCGCUGGCCAGCGAAGCUAUAUCUUGACCGCGGAUCGUGACGAGCAUAUUCGUGUAUCCCGCGGUGUUCCCCAAGCGCAUGUCAUUGAGCAGUUCUGCUUUGGUCACACUUCAUUUGUCAGCAGUCUUUGCGUUCCUUCCUGGGAAUCCAAGGUUCUCAUCUCGGGCGGCGGUGACAACUAUUUGCUUGUGUGGAACUGGCUCGAGAACCAGAUUCUACAGAAAGUCCCACUUCCUGAAUCGGAGGCAGAUGUCACAGUAAGCCGCAUUUGGGAUAUCUCGUUUAGCUCAGCUGCAGGCGAUGCUGCUUCUGUGAAGACUAUUUUCGUUGCAUUGGAAGGGUCUACAAAGCUUCUUUGCUACAGCCUCGAAAACGGCAACGCAUUGAUUCUCCAGGAUACCCUGGAGCUCUGUGGCAAUGUCCUUGGUUUGACUGCCAUCGAUCCAAGGGGCUCCAUCGUUGUCUCCGUGGAUACCGUGCGGCAACCCAACUCUACUAGUGAUUGGAAGAAGACUUCCCAACCCCCUCUCGAAACUUUCCGAGUCAGCGCAGGAAAAUGGGCUCCUGUUGAGGACUCCAUGGUUCUCGCUAUCAACUCCGAGGGCACCUCAAGUCUGCCUGAGACAUUGGAGCAGAAGCAAAAGAACGAGUUGAAUGAUGCAUUGUACAGUCUGGGCAAAUUGCGCAAGAGAGAUGGAAUCUAUGAUUAA